Adineta steineri is the source of this 4065-nucleotide messenger RNA. Lineage: Eukaryota; Metazoa; Rotifera; Eurotatoria; Adinetida; Adinetidae. The record is from the annotation of a GenBank genome assembly.
AUGCUCCCAACUCUUUCAUUAAAUCAACCAAAGUUUCCUCUAGCACCCAUUUGGGAUUCUAAUGGAAUUACAAUUGCUGAUGGAUCGAUUGUUGGUCAAUUUCCUUACGCCAUUUUUGUGAACACAAACAACACAAUCUAUGUCGCCAAUAAAGAAAAUAACACCAUUGUGGUGUGGAAUGAAGAGAGUGUUAAUCCAACAAAGAUCAUACACGGUAAUUUUACACGACCCAGCUCUCUUUUCGUGACAUCAAAUGGUGAUAUUUAUAUUGAUGAUGGUGAGAAGAAUGGUCGAGUACAGAGAUGGAGUGCAGAUACAUAUAUCUUUGUUACAGUGAUGAAUGUCAACUUAUCGUGUUGGGGUUUGUUUGUUGAUAUUAACGAUACUCUUUAUUGUUCAAUGUAUAAUCAUCAUCAAGUAGUGAAAAGAUCGUUGAAUGAAUUUGUAAUGACUUCAAAUCGUGUUGCUGCUGGAACAGGUAUUGGAGGAUCAUCCUCAAAUCAACUCAAUACUCCUGUUGGAAUUUUUGUCGAUAUGAAUUUGGAUUUAUAUGUGGCAGAUUAUGGAAAUGAUCGAGUUCAGUUAUUUCAGUCGGGAGAAUCGAAUGGCAUCACAGUAGCUGGAAGUACAUCACGAAAUCCAACAAUUACACUUAACCAUCCGACUGGAAUUAUAUUAGAUGCUGACAAAUAUUUAUUUAUUGCGGAUUUUAGCAAUCAUCGCAUUGUUGGUUCAGGCUUGAAUGGUUUUCGAUGUUUAGUUGGAUGUUAUGGAGGGGGGUCACAAUCCAAUCAAUUAAUAUUACCAAUUAGUUUUAGUUUUGGUUGUUCUGGAAACAUGUUUGUUACUGAUUCAGGAAAUUCUCGAAUUCAAAAAUUUUUCCUGAUGAAAGAUUCUUUUGCUCUUUCAUUCAAUCAACCGAAGUUUUGCGCAACUGCCGCUUGGAAUUCCAAUGGAAUUACUUUUGCUAAUGAAUCGAUUCUUGGUGAAAUUCCUAACACCAUUUUUGUGAGCAUAAACAAUACAAUCUAUGCCGCUAAUCGAGAAAAUAGCACAGUUCUAAUGUGGGAUAAAGAGAGUGACAAUCUAACAAACAUCAUUCAAGGUAAUUUUACAGAUCCUCGAUCUCUCUUCGUGACAUUAAAUGGGGAUAUUUAUAUUAAUAAUGGUGGCCAGAAUAGAGGGGUACAGAAAUGGAUCGUAGAAUCAAAGACUUUUGUCACAGUGAUGAAUGUUAACUCAUCAUGUUUUGGUUUGUUUGUUGAUAUUAACGAUACUCUUUAUUGUUCAAUGUCUGUUCAUGAUCAAGUAGUGAAAAGAUCAUUAAAUAAUUCUGUAAUGACUUCAAAUCGUGUUGCUGCUGGAACAGGUAUUGGAGGAUCAGCCUCGAAUCAACUCAAUACUCCUGUUGGAAUUUUUGUCGAGGUGAAUUUGGAUUUAUAUGUGGCAGAUUCUUCGAAUAAUCGAGUUCAGUUAUUUCAGUCGGGAGAAUCGAAUGGCAUCACAGUAGCUGGAAGUACAUCACGAAAUCCAACAAUUACACUUAACCAUCCGACUGGAAUUAUAUUAGAUGCUGACAAAUAUUUAUUCAUUGUGGAGCAAGACAGUGGUCGCAUUGUUGGUUCAAGCUUGAAUGGUUUUCGAUGCUUAGUUGGAUGUAAUGAAGUUGGUUCACAAUCCAAUCAGUUGGCUCUCCCAUAUAGUUUGAGUUUCGAUCGUUCUGGAAACAUGUUUGUUCCUGAUACAUUUAAUAAUCGAAUUCAAAAAUUUCAAUAUGUCGAAGAAUCAUGUGGUAAUUCAUCAGUUAUAAAAUCAGUGUAUUCAUUAGCACUGACAACGAACAGUUCAUCUUAUUUCCAAGAAUGUUCAGAGUUACGUUCAUAUUAUGAAGCGAUACAAAUUAGCGUCACUAUAACUGGAUAUUAUACUUUUUUAAUCAACAGCGAGAUGAAAGCCACGUACGGUUACAUAUAUACAAAUAAUUUUAAUGUAUUUAACUGGUUAGAAAACAGGCUCAUUUAUGAUGGAGAUAGUAAUAAUGCAGGCCAGUUUCGACUCACAGCUCUUCUUCAAACCAACAUAAUACAUGUUGUUGUUAUAACAACAUCUUCUCCAAAUAUUACAGGAAACGUUUCAAUUCAAGUAUCGGGCCCCAAUUAUAUCGAUUUCCGUCGUAUUUUGAAUGCUUCAUCAGCUGUUCAAACAGUUUAUACAUCAACACUGACAACGAACAGUUCAACGUAUUUACGUAGUUGUUCAGGUGCAAGCUCUUACUAUGAAGCGAUACAAGUGAAUGUUGUGACAAGUGGUCUUUACAUUUUCUUCAGCAAAAGCAAUAUGGGCACAUACGGUUCUAUUUACGAAGAUUAUUUCAAUCCAUCCAAUCCAGAUGAAAACCAUCUCUUAGACAAGGAGCACAGCUACUAUUCAUCCCCGUUGGCAUUCAAAAUUGCUCUUAAAACCAGUAUCACAUAUAUAUUAGUUGUGACAACGCGGGAUUCUAAUAUAACAGGUGCAUUUUCGAUCUUUGUAUCCGGUCCAAAUAAAGUUGAUCUCAAGAAUAUUAGUUCUCCAUCAGUCAUCGAAAUACCAUAUUCAUCAACUGUAGAAUCGAACUAUUCAUCAGAGUUGACUACGAGUAGUCAAACAUAUUCUCGAGAUUGUCGAAAAUCGAAUUAUUACUAUCAAACUAUACGAAUGAAUGUAGUGGAAACGGGAUACUAUGCUCUGACUAGUGAUAGCAAUAUGGAUACAUUUGGUGAUAGUAGUAUGAAUAUGUUUGAUGAUAUCAAUAUGGAUACAUUUGGUUAUAUCUACAAAGAUGAUUUUAAUCCAAUAAAUCCGUUCGAGAAUCGACUCCCACAGGACUAUCGAGCAUGUAGUCAUUCAGAUUUCAAGUUCAUCGCUUAUCUUCAUACUGGCACUACAUACAUAUUAGUGGUGACAACAUCUUCUCCAAAUAUAGCAGGAAACUUUUCCAUUCUGACAUCUGGUCCAAAUAAUAUUACUCUUGAUCCUUACACUCAAAUUCUGACCAGUUGUUUUAUCGGUCAAAAAUGUCAGUUCUACAAAAAAAGUAUUGGUGUCACUCUCGAUGAUAUUUUGCGUGACGAAAUUCGACCGAAUAUGACAUUGUCUGAUCAAACAAUAUUGGUAAAAAUUAAUGCUGGUUCGACAAUGAUUAUGCUUGUUGGAGGUUUAAUCAAUAGUAUUUUGUCUCUAAUAACAUUUCAAAAUAAAGAUUUACGACAAGUUGGAUGUGGUAUCUAUCUCUUGGCAUCAUCAAUUACUUCUUUUCUUACACUCAGCAUGUUUACAGUGAAGUUUUGGUUUGUUGUUCUCACUCAAAUGGAUCUAUCGAUUCGCCCUUCUGUUGUUCGAGGAGGUUGUGUAUCGAUCGAACCUCUUCUCAAGCUUUGUCUAUAUUUGGAUGCUUGGCUCAAUGCUUGUGUAGCUAUUGAAAGAGCGAUUCUCGUUUUCCGAGGAGUUAACUUCAAUAAAAAAAACAGUCAACGGAUUGCUCGAUGGAUAAUUCUUAUUUUACCAUUCUGUAUCAUGGGUUCAAUCAUUCACGAACCUAUACAUCGAGAAUUAUAUGAAAUGAAGACAGAGACAAACAAAGUAGAUACCGAUAGAUGGUGUUUAACUCGCUAUUCUCCUUUUGUUCAACAAUAUAAUACAAUCAUCCUAUUUUUUCAUCUUGUCGCUCCAUGUAUUAUCAAUCUUUGUUCUGCUUUAUUCAUUAUAUUUGGAUCAGCCCGACAACGAUCAACAGCUCGGACAAAACGAACUCUAAGAGAACAUGUUUAUAAUCAAUUUAAUGAACACAAACAAUUAUUAAUUAGUCCAAUUAUUCUUCUAAUUCUGUCAUUACCCCGUCUGAUUAUGUCAAUGUUAUCUGAAUGUGUCAAUCCAUCUAACCAUCGAUUAUUAUUUAUUUUUGGUUAUUUUAUUUCAUUUACUCCAUCAAUGCUUAUCUUUAUUGUUUUUGUCCUUCCUUCAGCAUUGUAUAGAAAAACAUUUCAAGAAUCAUUCAGACGAUGGCGACGACUCAUUCAUCAUUAA